AUGGCAGGCAUUUUCGAGGCACCGCGAAAUGCGGACACUCUCUUCUUGGGUGGGCAGAAAAUCACCGGUGCGGACGUCCGCGAGCAGAACGUGCUCGCAACCCAGGCCAUUGCAAAUGUCGUCAAGAGUUCUUUUGGUCCCUCGGGCUUGGACAAGAUGAUGGUGGAUGAUAUAGGGGAUGUUACCGUGACCAACGACGGAGCGACUAUCCUCAGUCUUCUCGACAUCGAGCAUCCAGCUGGCAAGAUCCUCGUGGAUCUGGCCCAGCAGCAGGAUAAGGAGGUCGGGGAUGGAACCACGUCUGUUGUUCUGAUCGCUGCCGAACUUCUACGCCGCGCGAACGAGCUCAUGAAGAACCGGAUACACCCUACGACCAUCAUCAACGGCUACCGGUUAGCCCUCAGAGAAGCAGUCAAGUACAUGAACGAGAACAUCACUGCAAAGGUCGAGACACUCGGAAGAGACAGUUUAAUUAGCAUUGCCAAGACGUCGAUGUCCAGCAAGAUCAUUGGGGCCGAUUCUGGCUUCUUCGCAGACAUGGUGGUGGAUGCUAUGCUUUUGGUGAAGUCGACGAACCAGAGGAACGAAAUUAAAUACCCUGUUAAGGCUGUCAACCUGCUGAAGGCACAUGGAAAGAGUGUGACUGAAUCGGUUCUCGUCAACGGCUACGCCCUCAACUGUACCGUUGCUUCCCAAGCUAUGACAACCCGGGUUACCGAUGCGAAGAUCGCUUGUUUGGAUAUGAACCUGCAGAAGGAGCGGAUGAAGCUUGGUGUUCAGAUUACCGUGGACGACCCCGAUCAAUUGGAGAAGAUCCGUGAGAGAGAAUCUGGUAUCGUCUUGGAGCGGGUUGAGAUGAUCCUCAAGUCGGGAGCCAAUGUCGUCCUCACCACCAAGGGUAUCGAUGACAUGGUUCUCAAGCUCUUUGUCGAGCGUGGUGCUAUGGCCGUGCGGAGAUGCAAGAAGGAGGACCUGAGACGGAUAGCCAAGGCCACCGGUGCCACUCUUGUGAGCACACUCUCCGACCUUAACGGAGAUGAGAAGUUCGAAGCAGCCAACUUGGGUCAUGCAGAGGAAGUCGUCCAGGAGCGGGUAUCGGAUGAUGAGUGUAUCCUUGUGAAGGGAACCAAGGUUCACACAGCAGCUUCCAUCAUCCUCCGUGGACCUAACGACUUCAGCUUGGAUGAGAUGGAGCGUUCGGUUCACGACUCUCUGUGCGCCGUCAAGCGUACUCUUGAAAGCGGCAGCAUCGUCCCUGGUGGUGGUGCUGUCGAGACAGCACUUCACAUCUACCUUGAAGAAUUCGCCGUCACAGUGGGCUCCCGGGAGCAACUCGCCAUCGGCGAAUUUGCCCAAUCCCUCCUCGUCAUCCCCAAAACCUUGGCUGUCAACGCAGCCAAGGACUCCUCCGAACUCGUCGCCCAGCUUCGUGUCCGCCACGCCCUCUCGCAGCGCGUACAGGAAGGUGACGCCAACGAGGAAGAGAAGGCCAUCGCCAAGAAGAAGACCUACAAGAACUACGGUCUCGACUUGAUGAAGGGGCGGGUCCACGACAGCCUCAAGGCUGGUGUUCUCGAACCUAGCAUGGGCAAGAUCAAGCAGCUCAAGAGUGCUGUCGAGGCUUGCAUUGCCAUCAUGCGUAUUGACACGAUGAUUAAGCUGGACCCAGAGCCGCAGCAGGAUGAUGGACAUGGACACCACUAA
This is a messenger RNA of Aspergillus chevalieri, 1704 nucleotides long. RefSeq names its product chaperonin-containing T-complex alpha subunit TCP1 (gene CCT1). Gene Ontology annotation, molecular function: ATP-dependent protein folding chaperone; ATP binding; ATP hydrolysis activity. NCBI's taxonomy places the organism in Eukaryota, Fungi, Ascomycota, Eurotiomycetes, Eurotiales, Aspergillaceae. The coding region runs from base 1 to 1704 and encodes 567 amino acids. The record is from RefSeq and is a predicted model, not a curated record. Gene Ontology annotation, biological process: protein folding. The transcript has 6 exons. Gene Ontology annotation, cellular component: chaperonin-containing T-complex.